Molecule: messenger RNA, 345 nt
Organism: Rangifer tarandus platyrhynchus (Svalbard reindeer)
Lineage: Eukaryota; Metazoa; Chordata; Mammalia; Artiodactyla; Cervidae
Source: the annotation of a GenBank genome assembly
AUGCUCACCUUUUAUGCUGAAGCAAGAGGAGAAAACUGUGUCAAAUCAGCGAUGCCACCCCAGGGGCAUAUGACUCUGGAGUGUGAUGCCUGUCACCCUGAGGCAGAAGGGGGAGGCCCCCUUGCACCAAGACAGAGUGAGGCCCACACACAGAGGGAAGCACAGCUGAGGGUGGAGAGGGAACAGAGAGAUACAACAUCACUGAAACCCCUGGAUCCAGCUAAACCUGCAGCCCACUGGAGCCUGAGCUCCCCGAGUAGUGAGCAAAUUCUUUUUCUGUUAAGCAGGUACAGGCUGUAUGUGUAUUACUUGCAACCAAGAGAGCACCGGCCACUGAUCUUCUGA